AUGAAGACAGAGGCCGUUUCCCGGUCCCCGGAGCCCCGCGGCAGCCUCCUGCUGAGCAGCCGGAAGCUGAUGGCUUUCGGAGUCUUGCUCGGCUGGCUCCUGGUCAUCCACCUUCUGGUCAACGUGUGGCUCCUGUGCCUCCUGUCUGCCUUGCUGGUGGUGCUGGGAGGGUGGCUGGGCGCCAGCGCCGUCGUGGGCGCCUCGGGUCAGCUGCAUCUGGAGCGAUUCAUCCCCUUGGCCACCUGUCCUCCGUGCCCCGAGGCAGAGAAGCAGUUGGAACAGGAGAUCAACUGUACCAUCCAGAUGAUUAUUAGGGAUUUUGUGUUAUCCUGGUAUCGUUCCGUGAGCCAGGAGCCCGCCUUUGAGGAAGAGAUGGAGGCGGCCAUGAAGGGAUUGGUCAGGGAGCUUCGGAGAAGGAUGGGCCUGGUGGACAGCUGUGAGCUUGCUAAGAGAAUCCUCAUCCUCUCUGGUUGCCACCUGCAGAGCUACAUUCAGGCAAAGGAAGCCACUGCAGGGCAGCAGAGCGGGCCGGUGGAGCCUGCCCAGCUCUGGGAAGCUUACUGCAGCGUUACAGCGACACAUCCCGCAGCGCACUCCCCCAGUGCUGAGGUCUCCUACACGCGUGGCCUCGUGGACUUGCUGCUGCAAGGGCUGGUGCCCAAGCCACACCUGGAGACUAGGACGGGCCGCCAUGUCAUAGUGGAGCUCAUUACGUGUAACGUUAUCUUACCACUGGUCGGCAAGCUGUCAGAUCCCGACUGGAUCCACCUGGUCCUUGUGGCUGUCUUUUCCAAGGCCAGAAAUGAUCCAACACUGGAGGCUAGCCCACUCUGCCCAGCCAGCGUGCCGGAACAGACCACGGUGCCCACUUCUCUGCCACUGAUUGCUGAAGUGGAGAGUCCUCCGGAAGGGCGAGCCCCAUCGCCAAUUGUUGUAGCUCCAGUGCUGGUAAACGCCACUGACUCAGGCCCCUCCCCAGAGGUUGAAGAAGGCCACGAAGCUGUGGAGACAGAUUUCAACGAAAUACUUGAAGAAAGAAAAGUGGGGAACAGCUCUCCUUUCCUACAGCCGGAUCUUCGAGGCCCCCUGUUCUUAUGUGAAGAUUCAGAGCUGGAGUCGCCACUGUCGGAACUGAGCAAAGAAACCAUCUUGCUCAUGACGCCAGGCAACUUCCUCUCCAACCGGAUCCAGGAUGCCCUCAGUGCCCUGGAGGAGUCACACGUGCUGGAGCCGAAGGAAAGGGGGGGAUCUGAAGGCGUCGAAGGAGCUGAGGCUGAGGAGGGGCCAGACAGGGAAGCAGACGCCGGCCUGCUGGUCCCCGUGCUGGGCACUUGCCCGGAGAUCCAGAUUGAAGCAGCAGACAAGGAGACGGAGCAGGGAGAUGUGGCCUCUCUCACCGCUCUGCUGGAGGAGGAACGGGAGAAGGCGGGUCCCGCGCGACCCUCGUGCCUGGACAAGGAGCUCACCGAGGGAGCCCUGGAUCCUGCUGUCUCCUCCUCUCCACCGGCUCCUCUCAGCUCUGCCCCUUUCAGCUUUGAGCCUCUCAGCAGCCCGGACGGCCCGGUUGUCAUACAGAACCUUCGGAUUAGUGGCACCAUUACUGCCCGAGAGCACAGUGGCACUGGGUUCCACCCAUAUACGCUCUACACCGUGAAGUACGAGACAGCUCUCGGUGGUGACAGCAGCAGUGGCCUGCAGCAGUUGGCGUACCACACCGUGAACCGCCGCUACCGGGAGUUCCUGAAUCUGCAGACGCGGCUGGAGGAGAAGCCAGAUCUGCGCAAGUUCAUCAAAAAUGUGAAGGGCCCUAAAAAGCUGUUUCCUGAUCUCCCGUUUGGCAAUAUGGAUAGUGACAAAGUAGAAGCCCGGAAGAGCCUCCUGGAAUCCUUCCUGAAGCAACUCUGUGCCAUCCCUGAGAUUGCCAACAGUGAGGAGGUACAGGAGUUCCUUGCUCUGAACACAGACGCUCGAAUUGCCUUUGUCAAGAAGCCGUUCAUGGUCUCUAGGAUAGACAAGAUGGUGAUGAGCGCCAUUGUGGACACGUUGAAGACAGCCUUUCCUCGCUCUGAACCCCAGAGCCCCACGGAGGAGCUGAGUGAGGCUGAGACCGACAACAAGCCCCAGGGAGAAGGCAAGAAGGCUAGCAAGUCCAGACUGAGAUGCUCAUCCAGUAAAAUUGCUCCAGCACUGAGUGUAACCGAGGCACACGACAGGAUCCUCUACUGUCUACGCAAAGGAAACGAGUCUGAGACCCUGUCCAUGUCUAGAAUGGAAUCCUUUAUUGAACAACAGACAAAGUUACUGGAAAUGCAGCCACCAGAAGCCCUAGAUAAAGGUCCUAGAGGAACCCCCAAAGGCCUUGUGGAUAGUGGCUCGUCAGGUGCAGCUGUGCCAGCCCAAGGUCUUAGUGCCAGGAAUCCAGGAGCAGAGACAGAGUUAGCUGACACAGCCCUGGAUCUGGUCCAGUUGCUGUUAAUGGAACAGUGGAAAUGGCUGUGUACCGAAAAUAUGCAGAAAUGUCUUCGUCUUAUCUUUGGGACACUAGUUCAGAGGUGGCUGGAGGUGCAGGUGACUAAUUUAACCUGCCCUCAGCACUGGGUGCAAUACCUCCGACUGCUUCAGGAAUCCAUCUGGCCAGGCGGAGUUCUGCCCAAAUCUUCCAGGCCUGUGAGGACCCAGGAGCAGAAAGUGGCUGCUGAGAGCCAGGCUUUGCAGACCCUGAUGGAAAUCCUGCCAGAGUUUGUGGUAGAAAUCCUUGGUGUGAGCAAAUGCCGGCUGAGUUGGGGUCUGGUCUUGGAGUCACUGCAGCAACCCCUGAUCAACAGGCAUUUGAUUUACUGCCUUGGGGAUAUCAUCCUGGAAUUCUUGGACCUCAGUACCUCUGUUGAGGAGUCGGCCACAGCCACCUCUGCCUCACAUACCCCAGGCAGCCCCCAGAAGAUGGGUGUCCCUCUGUAGUCAGCGAUCAGUCAGAUGCUUUGAAGACCAAGGAAGGAGUUACUCAGUCACCAGAGAUCAGCCAGGAAACCUGUGUCCUCCAGAACUCGGUUGUAACUCAGAGGGCCAAGGGUAGGGUCUCACUGGCUUAAUUCUCUCUAUGCCAUUUGCAGUAGGGAUGUACACACCAAUUGCCUGCAUAUCCAUUUCCGUGACUUGUUGGUGGUACAUGGCCCGUUACUGGUGUGUAGACCUUGUUUCCUUUGGAAAAGGAACCCCUGAAGUAGAGGAAUGAGCCCUCUUUGCCCUCCUUUCUAAUAUCAUUUAUCAAAAAGCUGGCCCUGGGCACAUGUGAGCCGGAUCCUCCAACACACAAGUUCUGGAUAGAACAGGGAAAAAAACUAUAGCCAGAUUUCCGUGGAAGAGAAAACAAUCAAAGUUCUCUGUUCCCACCCGGAAACUGCAGAUUCAUUCAGGCCACACUCUUAGAAACCAGAACCCUGGAUCCUGUCUGAAUUUCCAGCAGUCCCAGCAGACAAAGCAAGAAAAAAAAUUUCUCAACAACUUUUUCUCCUUGGCUGUUUUCCAUGACAUCGGCCUGGUGGAGGAUGUCACGAAGGCUGCUUUUCUGAAUGGCUGCACUUUUCCUGUUCCUUCGAAACAGACUGCCAAACCUUCUGGUAAAUCCACCCCACCCUCCACGCCCUUUCCUGCAAGGGAAUUGCACCAGAGACUUUAUUUAUUGAUUUUCCUCUCAAAUCUCUGCCCAAGAGCAGUUGGAUUUCUGAAUUGUGGUCCUGCCUCUAUCUUCAACAAAAUCACAUGGCAAACCACAAACUCACAGGUUCAGUGUUUCCAAAGACAAAGGUAAGCACUUGCCCUGGAGCUGACAAUGCCAAAGCAGCAGGAAACUCAGAGGAUGAGGGCUUCUCCAUUAACAGGUAUCUGGCUGGAAACUUCCUCGGAGCAGACACUAGCAAAUCUGCAGGGAAGAGCUUCCACACUUGGUUCUUUCAGGAUUGAGUAGAAGAUCUUCAGGGACCCCAGCGUGCAGGCGGAGGUCUUCUAUCUGGGUACAGUGUCUCUUAGUAACAGGGAACAAUUUGGUGGGAUUGCUGGUGGAAAGGGGGAAGGUGCAAGUCACACGAACAGUGUGUGUGGGAAUGGCUAGCAAGAGAGGCUUCAAGGCUAUUGCUGGACCACUUGGCUGAUCCCCCAGCCCUAUGGCUUCUCACUUGCCUCUUAGCCUCCAGCUCUUACUGAACCCAGAUGCUCCCACCUGGGGCAAGGUCUUGAAGUUAGAUGGAUGAAAAUGGGCUAGAGCUUUAAGAGCAAGUCCCAAGGUUCUCUUACACGCUGAAGUAGGCAACGAGCAUACAAUUAAAAUGGUUUAUAGAAGAAAA
Molecule: messenger RNA, 4340 nt
Organism: Ochotona princeps (American pika)
Lineage: Eukaryota; Metazoa; Chordata; Mammalia; Lagomorpha; Ochotonidae
Gene: SNX19
Product: sorting nexin 19
Exons: 11
Coding region: 1-2958 (985 amino acids)
Cellular component (GO): intracellular membrane-bounded organelle; early endosome membrane
Molecular function (GO): phosphatidylinositol binding
Source: RefSeq, a predicted model, not a curated record